Rodentolepis nana is the source of this 1302-nucleotide messenger RNA. The record is from the annotation of a GenBank genome assembly. NCBI's taxonomy places the organism in Eukaryota, Metazoa, Platyhelminthes, Cestoda, Cyclophyllidea, Hymenolepididae.
AUGCUUAAGUGGCCUUCAAAGGACAUUAAGAGUUUGAACAAAGCGCAGCAUAAGAUGACUGUUGAUGCUUUAAAGAAAAAAAGUUCUGAUUGCAGAACACUUACACUAUCCGGUCCUGUGGGCUUUGUUAGUCUCCCUGACCAGAUCGUUGAAAAGUCUAUUAGCGAGGGUUUUGUUUUCAAUAUUUUAUGUGUUGGUGAAACCGGUUUGGGAAAGUCAACUCUGAUUGAAACUCUUUUUAAUCAAAAGUUUGAUUUUACGCCAUCUUCCCACGAUUCUCCUGAUGUCAAAUUGAGGUCAAAAACAUUUGAUUUAAAGGAAGCUACCGUUAAACUCAAAUUAACUGUUACCGAGACUUGUGGUUUUGGUGACCAAAUCAAUAAGGAGAAUAGCGCUGACAGUGUGGUUGAUUUUAUUGACCAACAAUAUGAGAGUUAUCUUCAAGAGGAGCUCAAGAUCAAAAGAUCUAUGCACACAUAUCACGAUACGAGAGUUCAUGUUUGUCUUUAUUUCAUCGCACCCACUGGGCAUAGUCUUAAAUCUGUUGAUCUUGUCUCAAUGAAGAAGUUACAAGACAAAGUUAACAUCAUUCCAAUAAUUGCAAAAUCGGACACAAUUACUAAAGCUGAGUUGGUUAAGUUUAAAACCAAGGUGAUGUCAGAGAUCAAGGCCAACGAUAUUCGCCUAUAUCAAUUCCCAACUGAUGAUGAUAUCGUCAGUGAAAUCAAUGAGAAUACUAAUAAAAUGCUGCCAUUCGCAGUUGUGGGCAGUACCGAGGAGACCAAAGUGAACGGACGCACACUUCGCGUUCGUCAAUACCCCUGGGGUUGUGUUCAAGUGGAGAACGAGGCUCACUGCGAUUUCGUUCGUCUUCGAGAGAUGCUUCUGCGUGUCAAUAUGGAAGAUCUCCGGGAGAGAACACACACCCUCCACUAUGAGACUUAUCGCAAGCGUCGUCUUACGGAAAUGGGCUUCAAAGACGAUGAAAAGAUUUCUCUUCAGGAGACGUACGAAAAACGUCGCGAGACUCAACAGAAGGAAUUGAAACAGAAAGAGGAGGAAAUGCGCCAGAUGUUUGUCCAACGUGUCAAGGAGAAGGAGCAAGUCUUGAAAGAGACUGAACGCGAGCUUCAGGCCAAGUUCGAAGCAAUCAAGAAGCAGCACGCAGAAGAGCGCAAGAAACUUGACGAGAAGCGUCGUAUUCUACAAGAAGAAAUGGCCGCGUUUGAGAGACGCAAACAACUGGCUGAACAGGCCAAAUCAGGUGGAGCUGCGUCCGCUACCAUGAAAAAGAAGAAGUAG